AUGGAGAGUUCGAUUAACUUAACAGCGUCAAAGAUUGAUCUUAUGACAUUAGAAGAACUAAGAGAUCCCAACCUAAUCAGUCGCUACCCACCACUAUUUCGAAGAAGACAAAGUUACGUGAAUGUUCAUGGUGAUUCACUGACCAGGUUUGGCCGUUCACUAACUCAACAACAACAAAGUAGAACCAAACUAUAUGAGGCAACACAUCUGUCCUUAUUCAACCGUCCACAAUCACCACCACAACCACAAGAACUUCCUGAAAGGUCACUCGAUUUGGGCCAAUCGCCUUCCAAUGAAACAGCAGAAAGGAAACCACAUCGACGUCUAACUACUUUCCUUAAGCAUUUUUCUAAAGAGUCCAAAAAAAUUGAAAGACAAGAAACAUUAAGAAGAUCAAUCAGUAAACCGUACCUGCAAGCGAAAGAACAAAAUGGACCGAGCCAAACCCGUCACCCCGACGUUAUUGAACCAAUAUAUGUUCAUGCUUUGUAUCCAUCCAGAGCCAAACGGUCCUUCAAGAUCAAAAAAGACGCAUCAUUAUCACCAGAAGAAUCGAGAAAUGGUCAUUCAAGUUUACUAACUGCAUCGGAGCCACAACAUCGGUCAAGGACAGUUCAAAAUCAAAUUCGUUUUCCACAUUCGCCAGGGCAACAACUCUCUUCUAUAAACAGCUUAGUUGUGCCACCAGUUGGAUCCAGUCAAGUCAUUGGCAACCCCACAAAUUACUCCAGCACAAUUGUACACCCCAAUAUGCGGCAAGAACAAGGCAAUAGUAGCAAUAGACAACAAGUCAACUUUAUACGUUACGACAUGAUGAAUUUGGAUAACAACGCCUUAUCACCGAUUAUUGAUGAAUCUGAAUUCACAUCAGCUCAAGUGAGCCCAACUCACAAUAAUUUGAACGAGGUUUUAAUUCCAACUUCAACAUUUUUUGUUCCAACAUCAACCGACUCUGAAGAAAGUUAUUAUAGUGUUGAAGGUGAAGCUCCACAUUUUGCCACCAUCAACAUCGCGAGUGAUACCAGGGAAUAUUCUUAUUCACCACAGCACCAGCGUCAUCGUCAAGUAUCAUCACCGUUAUACAGGUUCAGUGAUAAUCAGACAGAUAGAUAUGCUCUGCCAUUUGCCACACAGCGCCAUCCGCUUAUGAGAGGAGUGUGA
This is a messenger RNA of Lodderomyces margitis, 1161 nucleotides long. RefSeq lists its product as uncharacterized. The record is from RefSeq and is a predicted model, not a curated record. Lineage: Eukaryota; Fungi; Ascomycota; Pichiomycetes; Serinales; Debaryomycetaceae. The coding region runs from base 1 to 1161 and encodes 386 amino acids. The transcript has a single exon.